UUUUACAAGCUAAAAGCUCAAGUGGAGCGAUCUAUGGGCUUCUUGCAGUUUACCAACACGACAAUGGCCGAAUUGUCCGUAUAGGAUAUUUUUUAUUGGCCCGUACGUCCCAACCUGCCAUGUCUUUGGUUUUAAAAAUGGCGUAUACAAGCUUUUUGUUUGCCGGUGUACGCUGUUGAAUACUUUCCAAGACCUCGCGUGUACUCGGAUAAGACCUAAACGUCGUGAAUAUGAAAUUAAAGUACAUGUGUAGGUAUAUAAUCAACUCUGUGGACCCCGUGAACGAAAUUUUGUAGCGUUAUGGUGAAUUAGAAUGGUGCCUGUGGCUUGUCAAUCUCGCACGUCGUCAGGUUACCCGUUCGUAACGUAAAUAUCACCCAGCGAGCGUUUUAUAUUUCAGAUAUGUCAGCGUCGCAAAACAGUAGAUAAUGGAGAGUUCAGAAGAUGAUGCGGGCGCAGCGACGAACGCUUCCCGCCGUGCAUCGGCGCGGGAAAAGGACGUCGGUCUGGCCGAGGACGUCAAUGCAACUAGUAGUUUCCAGCAGGAACCAUCAGAAGCGCGGCCGUCGUGUGAAACUCCUGCGAUGUCGGAGGAUAAUUUCGACGGCGAUAGCGUUCCGUCGCCGUCGGCGCAGGACGUCAACACGAGCACCGAGGCGAUUUUGGAUAUGAUAGAUGAAAUCGUCGACGGCCCUGGCGCACCGAAGCGGGUACCGCAAGCAUCAGAAUUUGUUGAGACGCGUUUUGACGAGCUCGAAAUCAUCAGUGAACACGCGAAUAUCAUACAGGAAUCAACUAAGAGCGAAUGCGAGGACUCCUUUGCACCGCCGGUGCUAGCAUCAUCUGCCGACAGUGCCAAAAGCGAACCAUUGCUUGAAGAAGCAGGCAAAGAUUCACAAGCCGAAUCCUCCUCUAUUAGUGAUAAAUCGCCAGACACUUUAAAUGCAAAUAGUGUGGAUUCAUUACCAGAAAGUUUAUCUCUGCCUGAGAGUAAUGAGCCUGCAGUGUUUACACAACCGGAAGACAGUCAGACAAGUAGUCUGUCAGAAGAGGUGCCUGAGGCCCCUGUUGCAUGCCCUCCGCCUGAUGAGGGACCUCAGGAACCAGCUAGAAGUCCUGCAAUCAAUGAGGUACCAGAGGCGCCAAGUAGUCCUCCGUGUAAUGUGGUACCUGAGGCACCAGCCAGUUGCUCAUUGCCCAAUGUGGUACCUGAGGCCCCUACAAGCUGCCCGCCACCUAUUCCUUCCAGCAGUGAAGAAAAGACUGUGCAAAACAAUUCAGAUGUUAGUGCGUGUGAAACACAGGAACAAACAGUGAAAUGUGUGUCAUCCAGUGAUAGUAGGGACAAUGUGACUGUAGAAAGUGCAGAAUCAACGUCUAGUGAUAGUAGUGUAAGUGAGGGUAAAGCAGUGCUCGUGGAACCACAGGUGCGGUCUCCGCUCCGACGGCGACUGAUACGGCCCGCACCUAGUGACAGACGACCGGACUCUACUGUGUCCUCGACAGUUGAUUCACAAGUUGUUCAUUUACCCGCUACUGAACAAAAAAGUAGUGAAAGUAUCACCAAGGAUGUGACAAGUUCAUCUGAUGCUGUGCCCACAAUACAUGGUAAUGUAAAACCAGAAGAGAUUAGAAAUGUAAGUGAAAUUAACUUCUGCAAAGCAGAAACUUCUGUGAGUCCUCCUAAAAAAAUUAAGCUUAUUAGGCAAAAAGUUAUUACUGGUACUAGUAAUAGAGAAUCUUCUGUUAAUCAAUCAGCUAUUCAAUCAGAUAAGGAUCAGUGUCAAUCAACUUCAUCUGAUAACAAUUCAAUACUCUUGCCUGAGCCUCAAAUAGAAUCUUCAAAUACUGUUAGUAUCCCUCAAUCUCAAGAUGUCAAUGAAGCAUCUACUGUCAGCAAUUGUGUAUCAGAAAAGCCUGUUAAAAGUCCCGAACAGUCACUUUGCUCUGUAGGACAUCCCCAACCCAGUAUAGAACAUCAGCUACCAAACCAAGAUGCUGAAAAACACAUUGAAAAUGAACAAGUUGCACCCGCAGAGCCUAGCAUAUGUCUACCAAAUGCUUCAGAGCCAAUUUCUGAGGCUGAUGUUAAUACUAGCGAAAUAGUACAAGAAGUUAGUAGUAUGCCAGAUCCAAGUCCAGCUGAGCUUCCUGAGGAAGUAAAAUUAAAUGAUAUUGGCCAGAGCAGUGAACAUAAUGUAGAUCAUGAUAUAUGCAAAGACUCAAAAGAAGAAAGCACUCAAAAUGAAGAGCUGAUACCAGAAAAUACAAAGGAGGAUCAAUCAAAUGUAUCAACAUCAGAAAAUUCUGAACCAGAAAAUACAAGUAAAGAAGUUUUACCUGAUCAACAGAAGGUUCCACCUAUUAAACUCAACUUAUCUAUGUCUAAUCUGUCUGAAUCUAAAUUAGAGGCAGAACAAACCAGUAUUAGUAAAAACAGUGUUAUUCAUGAAGAAUCUGAAGUCAAACAGGUUCCAAAAUUAACAAUCAAACUAAAACAACCUGAUGAAGUUAAAUCACCUGUACCUAAAGUAACAAUAAAACCCAUCAGGCCACCUGUUGAUCAAAAUACUGAAGAUCUAAAUGAAGUCCAGCCAGUACCAAGUGUAACUAAAAUAAAUAUAAAGCCCAUUCUGAAACCUCCAGAAAAUUCAAAUGAGAAGUCAAUAAAAUCACAGCAUGGUGAUGAUAGAUCAAUGAACUCCAGCGAACAAUUACCUUGUAUCACAAAGUUAAAUAUUAAACCAAUUCCUAAACCACCAGAGAAAAUAAACGAUAUUCAUAGAAAAUCUAGUAGUAGUGAAAUAUCUGAAUCGGAAUAUUCCGAAAAUGAUGAAACUAGUACUUCAGAUCAAGCAUCUACUUCUGACCAAGGACCCUCUGAUGUUGUUCCAAAGGUUACUAUAAAACUAGGAAAACCUGGCACUGAAAGUGAAGGUAAAUUUUAUACAGAGAAAAAUGUCCCAAAACUUACCAUAAAAGGUUUUCAACCAGAAGAUAAUGAAGAAUCAGAACCAAAAUUAAAGUUGGUUAUCAGCCAAUCUGAGUUAUCUUCAGACACACAACCAGAGAAGAUCCCUAAACUGACUAUAAAAACAGUAUCAAAAUCAGAAAGCCAGCCACUUAGUCCAAAGCUCACUAUUAAACCAAUAAAACCCCCAGAUACUACAAAUAAAGAUGAAAUUCCUAAAAUUAAGAUAUCUGCAGAAUCAUUCACUUCAUCUAGCGAAUUUAAGGAAAGUUCACAUGUGCCUAAAAUUACGAUUAAACCUGUAACAAGGUCAAGUACAGCAAUGUGUGACAGUCCUGAACAUAUCCCUGUAGUAACGAAAUUGAACAUCAAGCCUAUUGUGAAACCUACAGACAGCGGAGAGCCCUCCGAGGACUUUGAUGAUAAAGUUCCUGUAGUUUCAAAAUUAAAUAUAAAACCUGUAAUAAAGCCUAAAGAUAAUGAUGUAGAUUCUAGUGUAGAUGAUGUACCUAAAAUUACUAAAUUAAAUAUUAAACCAAUAAAGAAUCCUGAGGAGAAUUCUUCAGAAGAAAAAGACUGUGAUGAAAUGAAUGCUGACAUUGAUGAAAAUAGUAUACCUGUUGUUACUAAAAUUAAUAUUAAGCCUAUUAUUAAGCCUCAAGAUGAAGAAACAUUAAAGGAUUCUGAAAACCAAUCAUCCGAGACUGGAAAUUCAAGUGAUGACAAUGGAGAUCAUAUACCUGUUGUUACAAAAUUAAAUAUUAAACCUAUCAUAAAACCUGAUAGCUUAGAUGAAUCAUCUAAAACAGUUUCAUCAAGUGAACAAAGCAUUCCUGUUGUAACUAAACUAAAUAUUAAACCAUUGGUAAAACCAGGAGAAAGUAUCUCUCCCUCAUCUCCCAAAAAGGAACAUUCGAAAAUUGAUGGUCUCAGUCCGAUAAUACCAGUUGUUACUAAACUAAAUAUAAAACCUAUUGUUAGGCCAGAAGAAGCUGAACUAGCAAAAUCUAAGGAUGAGUCUGUGGAAAAAACGGUUGUCAAGAAUCCCCCUCUGGUUAUGAAAAUAAACAUGAAGACUAUGGCUGAGAAUUAUAAUAAUGAACAUGCUUGCAACAAUUUUAGCGAUGAAACACUGUCUAUGUCGCCUAAAAGUAUGAAGGUAGCUAAUGCGUUAGAAAAUAAAACUGAAACGUGCUUGGAAAACAAGAAUAUUAAAAGAACGUGUGAAACAGUCAAUGAUGUAACUACUUCAGUAAAGGAACAUUCUGCUGAAGAAAAAUCUAAACAAAACUGUGUACCUGACUUAAUUGAGGAGAAAAAAGAAAAUGAUGAUAGAGCACAGAGUUCAUCAGUAAAUGAAAAGCCAACACAAUCGGCUAAUGCUGCUGAUAAUGAUUCUUUAGUUACUGGGUCCAAUCACCCUGAGACUGGUACAGAGAAAAACCCUAAUAUUGUAAAUGAAAGUCCCUCUAGCAAAGAAUUAAAAAAUAUUAAUUAUGCACCUACAGAUGGUAGUAAAGAUUCAAGUAUGAAGCAAACAACAGGGAGACAGAAAAUGUCAUCAUUACAGAAUUGUAUCUUACUGAAAAAGCUUUUGGAAAGUACCAAACCCAGUUUAGAUAAGGACCAAGAGCCGCCUUCAACAACAGUAAACUAUGAUGCAUCAACUGAGAAAAAUGAUAAAAAUGUGGUGAACAGUGAUCAUUUAGAUCAAUCAGGAAAUUCCAGUUUAGGAAGAAAUAAUUCUGGCAUUCCUGAUAUUAAUGAAAAGAAAAGUCCUACUCCUGAUAAGAUGAAGGAUUUAAAUAAAGCAUUGGAGUCAGAUAUACAUUCUUCACAAGAACUUCGUGAUAAACCAGUAGAGAAUGUUACUAAGCCAUUAGAAAUCAUAAUAUCAGAUAAAAUUACAAAUCAAAGUUCAGGCCAAGAUUCUCCAAGAAUAAUAUUAAAAAUUAAUAAGACUGACCAUGGUCCCUCAGCUAAAAUAAUCACUGAAGAUGUGGUGCGGCCAGAAACGCAACAGAAUUUUACCGAAAAUACUCAAGAAAUAUUAAAUGAUAAGCAAAGUCCAAAAAAAUAUGCAAAUAGUAGGAGAAAACAAACAAUGGAUACAUCAUUGAAUUUAUCAACAGGGAAACGAUUACGAAGCUCAAGAAUUGUUGAAAAUACAGAGAAGACCCCUAUUGCAAAGCGAAAUAUGGGCAAACGGCCGUCUACUACAGAAACUAGCCCUACUCAAAAUAAAGAAUCUGACCUUUCUCUAUUACAAAGUAAGAGAUUAAAAUUAGGACAACUUUUAUCUAACAAGUCUUUAUCCAUAACUCCUGUUUCGAAAUCACCUCCAUCACCUACAAAAUCAAGUAUAGACAUGAAACAAGGAGUUAAAACUGUUAAUCAUGCCUUGUUGAAUAACGAAAACUGUUCAAAGAAUGGCAACUCAAAGUUACACAAUAUUCUAUCGAAUUUACAAGCACAACAAAUGCAAUCAUUACCUUACUCACUUACAAAUUGUUCAGAAAAAGCUCAAACUGUGGCUUCAGAUAUAGAAUUAAAUGCCUCAGUGAGCAACUCGGAUGCGGUUGAAAUUGCUCAUGUAGAAAACUCGCAUCCGGAACUUCAGGAGAUGAUAAUAAAUGAAAACUCAGACUACCGCGACUUGACAGCUCCUGAGGAAGUUUCUCAGGAUCCUUUAGAAGUGAAGCCUGCUGAAGAACCGCCAGAAAUCGUCGACAUUCCUAAGCCAGUGGAAUUAACGCCACAACCUAAGAAACGCGGCCGACCACGGAAACUGCCAGUGUCGGAAGGCGCAAAACCUGUAACAUUGCCAGUUCCCGCCCUUGAGGAGCGGCCACAGCGGUCACUCCGUCUUAUGAGGGACAGGCCGACAAUAUUGCAGAAGCCGCGCGGUCGUGGUCGAGGCCGGGGAGGCAGACGCGUAGAAACCACGCCGCCCACGGAGCUCGAGACCAUCGUAGUUAUAGAACCCGCGGACGAGCCCGAAGACCGGCCGCCUGCCGCUGAGAUCGACCCAACCAGCUCGAGAAUCAAGCUACCACGGAUGACGGAGGCUCUCGACAAUAUGCCCUCGUCCUGUGUAACACCAUUAUCGAGUCGACGGCGAAAUUCCUCAGGGAAUUUCUCUAGUGAAACUCCGGAGCUAAAGGUUAUGGUCGAAGGCUCGAAAUUAGAUGAAUUCACGAAGACUCCAGAAGCCUGCGGUUCAGCGAGAGGACGGGGUAGUCGAGGCGGGCGAGGGGGACGCGGGCGGACGCCGCGCGGCCGUGGCCGGGGGAGGGGUGGCGGCCGCGGCGCUAUGUACAUGAAGGAAACUAUGGGCAUCUACGGGCGAGUGUGUGGUCCAGCUACUACAACGGUGCAGCUGUUCGAAGAAGAAACAUGUAUGAUGGACGAUAACGCUACGCCCGCCAAACCCUCACACUUACUCGACGAGGAUUCUCAAAGUUCCGUGAAGAGUUCGACAAAUGACAGCAAUAAACUGAAGAAAUCUAAAUUCGCUGAUUUGUUCGACAGUAAUAAGGUGUGGACGGCCGCCGAUGUAAAGGAAUACACAUGGCCGCCUCCUGAUAAGGCUGAUGUUGAACAUAAGGUGAUGAUGAUACAAGAGCAAGUGGCGAUGUUCUUAGGGGUGAAAAGCUUCAAGCGACGGUAUGCUGAACUUCAGAGGCGGACAAUCUCCGGUGAGGAAAGGGACUAUGUACUCAGUAAAGGUCUCGUGACUGAAGCAUUAUGUGACCUUGGAAUCACCGCGGUGGACGCCAGUGAAGUACUGGACAUCAUGUUAUCAGACUACCCCCAUAAAUACGAAGAGUACCGGUCGCACCAACGGCAGAAACAACUGACUGAAACUGUCGAGGAACCGGUGGUAGAUGUCAAAACUGAAGAAAAGGUCGUUAAGGUGGAAAUGAAACCGGAAAAACCGGUCGAACAUAAACCUGAACUGCCGAAAAUUGAUCCCGAGAAGACAAGACAGGACAUGGCGAUGGCGGCGAUAGCGUCGGCGAGCGAGUGGAACGCGCGCAACAACGCGCUGCGGCGCGGCGCCUGCGCGGACCUGCAGUCGCUCACCGUGCUGCGGCCCCGCCCCGCGCCCCGCGCCCCCGCGCGGCCCCAUCUGCGCCCGCCCGCCGGCUUCUACCCGCACGCGCUGCUGCCCGGCCAGUACCAGCACUCCUACCGCGUCUACACGCCCGACCAGCUCAGGUACUUCCCGCUGAACACCGUGGUAGCGGCACCGCCGGCCCCCGCGUCAGAAGACUGGAGUUCGGAGUCGGAACCCGAUUGGGGCUCGCGAUUCUCUUCCUCUGAUGAUUCUGACGUGCCCACUCAUCAUUCUGCUAAGCGCAAAAAGCUUACGAAGACGAAGCGCAGCAGUCACACAGAAGUGGGCGGCAGCAGCAAGGAGGAUAGCCGGGCGACGGAGGAGGUGGACCUGUGCCGCGUGUGCAAGAUGCGGCUCGAGGCCAACCGCCGCUACACGCACGAGCGCUUCCUCGUCUGUGCACACUGCAACGCCAAGCUGCACCCGUCAUGCCUGGAGCUGAGCGCGGACACGAUCCGCAAGUGCCGCGAGUACGCGUGGCAGUGCGCCGAGUGCAAGUCGUGCUGCGCCUGCCGCCAGCCCGCCGACGACGACAAGAUGCUGUUCUGCGACCUCUGCGACCGCGGCUUCCAUAUCUACUGCGUCGGACUCGACACCGUGCCUAGCGGGCGAUGGCACUGCGUGGAGUGCGCGGUGUGCAAGUCGUGCGGCGCGCGGGCGCCGGGCGGCGACUGGCACCACCAGACGCGGCGCGGGCCCGGCGGCCACAAGCUCUACUCGCACUCGCUCUGCACGCCCUGCGCCAGGGCGUAUCGCAUCGGUCGCUACUGCCCGCUCUGCGAGCGCUCCUUCAUCGGCCCGAAGGGGACAAUGCAGCUCGUCAUAUGUAAGCUCUGCGAUAGGCAACUGCAUCAAGAGUGCGUUAGGCAGACGGUGUCGAGCCUGAACGUGCUGGACUACACGUGCGCGGAGUGCCGGCGCGGCGGCAUCACGUCCCGCGCGGCCGCCGUGCGCCUGGCGCCGCGCACCAUCGCCACGCUGUUCAUGGCCAAGCGCCGCUUCAACAAGUACGCGCACCGCCAGUACCUCGCGUCCCGCCAGCGCGACGCCGCGGCCGCCGCCGACUCGCGCGACGCGGCGCCCGAGCGCGUGGACGUGCUGCACGACGGCUCCGACGCGUCCGAGCCCGCCGAGCCCGACCCCAGCGACCCGCUCGACGCCGCCGUCUGAACCCGGACUCGUACCGACCGUGUAAUAUAUGUAGCUGUUGUUAGUUCAUAACUCUUAUUCGCUUCGGUACUACGGUUGUAAGGUAAACUGUUACAUAAAUCUGAUUAAUAUAACGAUUAACCGAUAGGCUACGUACGUGUAAGUUGUCGGAUAGUGAGGAGAUACUAGUGUAUUGUCUCUUUGUGUUAUCGCUGCGUUUUCUUUGUGAGAUGUCGCGAUUACGAUCCCGGAGGAGCCGGACCUGUCGAAAUAUUAUGUAUAUUAUUAUAUCCCUAGUGGGAGUUAGACGGUUUGAUUUAACAGAAGAUAAAGAUCAUAAAAGUGGUUAGAUAGAUAGCUGUAGAUCGCAGGACUUUUAACAUGUAAACUGUACAGUAAUUUAAUACUAACUUCACUAUAUGGGUAGCUGGGCAAUCAUACUAUUUUUAAUAUCAUAGAUUUGAUUUAAAGUAUCCUGCAAGACAAAUCAUGUAUUGUACUGUGUAUUCGUCCACAAUUGGUUAUGUUACAAGUGAAUAGAUUACGAGAGAUUGUGUAGUUGUGCUGUUAUUAUAUUUUACGAGAGGAUGAUGAUUUCACUGUGUCAAUCAUGUUCGUUCUAUGUGUCAACUCUAUAUUAGAACUGUAAACGGACGUGGUAUCUUUUGUCAUUUACGAAUUAAUUAGUUCUCAGGAAUACAAAAUAAAAUAAAUGCAUACAAUAGAAAUCUGCCUUUUAAUGCAUUUUUGAAUUUUGUUUCUAAAUUGUUAUUUUUUAUUUGUCACUGGUGUUUAUGAAUCGAUUCACAUGCUAUUGAAGACAGUGCGCAUUUUGUUUUAUUUUUGAUAUAGUAUAAUUUUUAGAUUAUCGUUAAUUUCGCUUAAUAAGGUAUUUAUUUUAGUUGUACUUUUAUAUGGAUACAGCUGUAUACAAUCUUAUGUCCCAGUUAAUAUUCGUGGAGGAUUGUUACAUGAUCGUAGGGAAUUAUUGAAUUGAUCAGGACUGGAGAGCUAUGAUAGAUUCUGUUGCCUGAAAUGAGUUUUAUUUAUGAAUCGAUUGGGUAUGAUUUAAGAAAUGUUUCCCCCUAAUACGCACUUUAUGAAAGUUGUUGAUUAAUUACACUAUUUUAGAUUAUUUUAUAAGAUUUUUAUCGUUUCUGUAUUUUAAUUAUUGUACGAAUGAAAUUCAGCAGCUCUUCUUUCAAGUGACAUUUUAUUGUUUUUCUUACUUAAUUUCAAAGUACAAAACACAUAGGCUACCUUAUGUACUAUUUUACUAGCACUCGUUCUGGAAGGCAAUAUGAACCCAAUGAAUAAAUAUAGUUUUAUAGAAAGAUCAAAUAAAUUAUUUAACUCAGAGUAUAAUAUGUUUAUUUUACAUUAUGAGAAAAUUAUUUAUUUAUGACUAUGGUGUUACAAAGAUAGUAUUAAAUAUAGCUGAAUUGGGUGGUAUUCAUUUCCAGGGCGAAUCCGGAAAUGACUGGCCGGGAGCUAUUGCGGUCACAGGUAUUCGUUUUCGGUAUACGUAACAUUCGAUUCAACAAGUGUAUGCAUUUGCUGUACUUAUGAUAUAAUCUCUGCGCGCUAUCGUCUUUUAACCACUGCUGUGUGCAAUUAUCCCCAUAAUGUUGUGUAUUAUAUCUUGUAUUAGAACUAUAUUGUGUAAGCAGGCGAUGACCUUAGUAACUUCAUUGAAUAUUGACACUAAUGUAUCAAUGUUUUAGUUUAUAAUUAUGCUUUGGUUAAUAUUAAUCAUAAUUUACUUAUUAGUGAUGACUUUUAAGAUAAAAUUUUAUGUCCUCGAAAUCAUGAUAAACUUUUAUACAAUAUACACAACUGAUCCUGGUGUGGCUGACACCGUAAUUCGCAUUGCUUUAUCGACACAGGUGAAUUUGUAAGACUUACUUGUAAGAGAAUAAUGAUAACUUUAUGUCUACUUAAUGCAAGUGUAAACGUUCUAGAAAUCUCGCACUGUUCGGUCAAUUUUGUAAAAAAAGAUAAAAUAAAUUUUAAUUUGAA
Molecule: messenger RNA, 10259 nt
Organism: Helicoverpa zea (corn earworm)
Lineage: Eukaryota; Metazoa; Arthropoda; Insecta; Lepidoptera; Noctuidae
Gene: e(y)3
Product: microtubule-associated protein futsch
Exons: 14
Coding region: 429-8261 (2610 amino acids)
Source: RefSeq, a predicted model, not a curated record